Pantherophis guttatus is the source of this 933-nucleotide messenger RNA. RefSeq lists its product as uncharacterized. Lineage: Eukaryota; Metazoa; Chordata; Lepidosauria; Squamata; Colubridae. The record is from RefSeq and is a predicted model, not a curated record. Gene Ontology annotation, molecular function: protein binding.
AUGUCGAUCCGGGGUUGUUUGGAUGGGAAGGCACCAGAAAUGUUGGCUUGGGAGGAGGAGGAGGAGGAGGAGGAGGAGUUGGAGGAGAAGGAGUUGGAAGAGGAGUUGCAGGAGUUAGAUCAGGAGGAGGAGGACAUGGAGGAGGAGUUGCAGGAGGAGGACAUGGAGGAGGAAGAGGAGGAGUUGGAAGAGUUGGAGGAGGAGGAGGAGGAGGAGUUGCAGGAGGAGUUGGAGGAGGAGGACAUGGAGGAGGGAGAGGAGGAGUUGCAGGAGUUGGAGGAGGAGUUGCAGGAGGAAUUGGAGGAGUUGGAGGAGGAGUUGGAGGAGGAGAAGUUGCAGGAGUUGCAGGAGGAGGAGUUGCAGCAGCAGGAGGAGGAGUUGCAGAAGUUGCAGGAGGAGUUAGAGGAGUUGGAGGAGGAGGAGUUGCAGGAGUUGGAGGAGGAGGAGUUGCAGGAGGAGGAGGAGGAGUUGCAGGAGGAGUUGGAGGAGAAGUUGCAGGAGGAAUUGGAGGAGUUGGAGGAGGAGAGGUUGCAGGAGGAGGAGUUGGAGGAGUUGGAGGAGGAGGAGGAGGAGGAGACUGGCCCACUCAGGGGUAGAUUUAGUGGAGCCUUUCUUCUUCGUCGCUGGUGGGUUUUCCACGGCAGGCCACACGAGAUGUGGAGAACUUCUGAAGUGGCCAAAUGGGGGACACUGUUCCUGAAGAUCUCGGCGCCUCCACUUCUGGCUGAGCCAACUCAAUUCAAUCCGUCACAUCAGCAGAAGUCCAACCUUCCUCAACUUGGAGAAUCCUCCCACGAUCUGGACCCCUUCGACCCAACCGUCUUUCCUGCUGGCUUGAGGAAUGCCGAGAGCAAGCAGCAGGAGGAGGAGGAGGAGGAGAAGAAGCAGAAGGAGGAGGAGGAGAAACAGAAGGAGGAGGAGGAGCAGGAGGAG